This is a messenger RNA of Mercurialis annua (annual mercury), 1275 nucleotides long. RefSeq names its product protease Do-like 5, chloroplastic. The transcript is spliced from 8 exons. The coding region runs from base 141 to 1097 and encodes 318 amino acids. NCBI's taxonomy places the organism in Eukaryota, Viridiplantae, Streptophyta, Magnoliopsida, Malpighiales, Euphorbiaceae. Gene Ontology annotation, biological process: proteolysis. Gene Ontology annotation, molecular function: serine-type endopeptidase activity. The record is from RefSeq and is a predicted model, not a curated record.
GUCUAACCCCUUUUCCAAAUAUUUUCAUAAAUUUACGUUUUUUUGUUUUUUUUUUGGUAAAAAUCGCAAAGAAAAUGCUUUAGUUUUGACCACAAAACCGAGGAGUCUGAGUCUUAGUUCAAAGAACUGCGCAUUAUUGAAUGGGUUGUUUACAUUCACAAGGCAUGGCCUCUCAACUUCUAGUUCGGCUCACAGCCUAUGGUUCUUGUUCAAAGGGUGAAGAUUCCUCGCAUAAAAGCUUGAAUCUUUCAAAAAGAAGAGCAGCAAUUGGGUUUGGUUCAAGUUUAGCAGUAGCAUCUCUGCUCAAUUUGCAUAAUAUUACUUCUCAGCAAUUCAAUUCUGCCAUUGCUCUGCAAGAAUAUGAACUCCAAAAAGAAGAGGACAGGGUUGUUAAUAUCUUUCAGUUAACUUCACCAUCAGUUGUUUUUAUUAAGGACAUUGAAUUAGCUAAAAUCCCCAAAAACACUUCAAGUGAUGCUACACUUACUGAGGAUAAUGCAAAAGUUGAAGGGACGGGUUCAGGCUUCAUCUGGGAUAAGUUUGGUCACAUUGUGACUAACUACCAUGUUGUUUCUAAAUUGUUGAUGGAUAACAGCGGAUUACAGCGUUGUAAGGUGUAUUUUGCUGAUUCUAAAGGUAAUAGCUUGUACAGGGAAGGGAAGGUCAUUGGUUAUGAUCCUGCAUAUGAUCUGGCUGUUCUUAAGGUUGAUGUUGAGGGUUAUGAACUGAAGCCGGCUGUUCUCGGUACUUCUAGAGACUUGCAUGUUGGUCAGAGCUGCUUUGCUAUUGGGAAUCCUUAUGGAUAUGCAAACACACUUACAACAGGGGUCGUUAGCGGCUUAGGCAGGGAAAUACCUUCUCCAAAUGGACGGGCCAUUCGAGGAGCUAUUCAAACAGAUGCAGCAAUUAAUGCAGGGAAUUCAGGUGGACCAUUAAUUAAUUCAUAUGGACAUGUUAUUGGAGUUAACACAGCAACUUUCACUCGAAAAGGAACAGGAGUAUCAUCUGGGGUGAACUUUGCGAUACCAAUUGAUAGUGUCGUACGUACUGUACCGAACCUUAUAGUUUAUGGAACACCCUACAGUGACAGGUUUUGACAGUUUGCUUCAUUUGUGCAUAUGAAGAAAUGCAUCAGGUGGUAGUACAUGGAGAUCUCCUUGUGUAAAAUGUAUGACUCUUAAGUCUGAUGGGUAUAUAGGCACCAAGAUCUUAUUGCAAUGUACAAAAGCCGAUUAUUUUUCCCCCAUAUUAUGUUUCAAGCAUUUUCCGUUCCGA